Diversispora eburnea is the source of this 1608-nucleotide messenger RNA. The record is from the annotation of a GenBank genome assembly. Lineage: Eukaryota; Fungi; Glomeromycota; Glomeromycetes; Diversisporales; Diversisporaceae.
AUGAAGUGUUUAGAAAGUGAUUCGGAUACAUAUGGGGAUCAAUUAAUUAGUAUCGCAAUAUUAGCUCGUACGGUGGGACAAAGAGUAUUAGACAAACUUCAAAUAUUGUUACAUGAAAGAUCGACUCAAUUAAAAGCACUUUUUGAUAUAAUUGGAGACAAUCAAGUACCAUCACCUAAUUUUACUACGAUCACAUAUAUUCAAGAAUCAAUUCAUUGGUUAAUUUUAAUAUCAGCAUCUUUAUUGGCUGAUGCUGGUGAAGAAAUCUUAAAUAUUGUAUCAAAAGAUAGUUCAACUGUUGAAAUUAAUAAUUAUUUAAGCCCUCGAGUAACCGAAACAUUAUUUUGGUUUUUUGAAAGAUGGGGAAAAACUUAUUUAUUAAUUGAUGAAUCUGAUUACUCGUCUAUAAGUAUUAAUAUAGUUCGUGCGUUUGGAAAACGUGAGUCACAAGGAGAAGGUGAAAAUAUUUUGGAAUAUUUAAUUGGCAAGAUAAAGACCAAUUUUAUUCUUUGGAAUAGUGAUUCUGAUCCAUUAUUACAGAUGGUGAAAUUAUUAAAUUCUUAUGGUAAAAAGUCAUCAUUAAGAAAUGGUUUAUUACACUCAAGUGCUUCGGAUGAAGAUUUAAAACAUCAAUACUUUCAAAUGAUUACUAACGCAAUUGAGAGACGUUUUUUGGCUGUAUUACAACGACCAGAUUUUGAUAAUGUUUAUCAACAACCUGAUGUCAUGAUUGAAGUUCAAAAUGCUUUAGAGAUGUUUGAUGGUUUAGCGUUAGCAUCAAAUUAUUCUAAUACCCAACUUAUUUAUUCAUUUUGUUCUAAAUAUUUUGAUUUCAUGGUGAAAUUAUUACAUUAUUAUCAAAGUUGUCCUGAAGUGGGAAUCUUGGUGUUACAAUUCUUUAAUUCAUUUGUGAUGUUUCAAGAUUUUGGUGAAUUAUCUAAAGAUCAAUUAAAAUUAAUUUAUCAAACUAUAGUGGAAUUAUUUGAAGCUUAUUCUUCUGUUAAUUUGGGUAAAAAACGACUUGAUGCGGCUGAAGAAGAAGAUGAACCAUAUGCUGAUAUAUCAAUUAUAUUAGAUAUGCUUUCUGAACUCAUGGCAGCUGAAUUUCAGGGACUUUCUUUUGAUGAUUUAUCAAAAGAAAUUGCAACAACUGAAGGAUUUGAUAUUUCAAAUGUUAUAUUUUAUGUAGCUCGUUUGUCAUAUCAUGCUAUAACACCUUUAGCUCUUUACGCACAUAACGAAGAACGUAAAAAAGGGGAAGCCGUUGUUCAACAUUUAUGCAUUCCACUUGAUAAAUUCUUACAAAUCGUUCUGGAAUGUUUCUUAUUUAAAGAUUUUGAAGCGGAAUUAUUGGAACCUGCUUCCGAAACCUUAAUUGCUUUGAUAUGUGCUAGAAAAGAAUCAUAUAACACUUUGGUACAAAACAUUAUAUCACGACAAACAUCACCAGAAAUUCAAACCAGACUUCACGAAGCAUUUUCUACAUUAUCUUCUGCUAUUCCACAAACCCUUCCUGAAGUAUUAAUUCGUCGAAGAGAUGUUUCAGGUUUUCGAGAAGUUUUGUUUAGAUUUUUGAUGAAUGUGAGAGGAUUUUUGAGAAUGAAGUAA